Tricharina praecox is the source of this 890-nucleotide messenger RNA. Its product is annotated as MED7 protein-domain-containing protein. The coding region runs from base 99 to 890 and encodes 263 amino acids. Gene Ontology annotation, cellular component: mediator complex; core mediator complex. Gene Ontology annotation, molecular function: transcription coregulator activity. Gene Ontology annotation, biological process: regulation of transcription by RNA polymerase II. The record is from RefSeq and is a predicted model, not a curated record. The transcript has a single exon. Lineage: Eukaryota; Fungi; Ascomycota; Pezizomycetes; Pezizales; Pyronemataceae.
CACCACAACCACUCCUGUACCACCAUCCCCCACCAACCAACCAACCACUCCCACACCACCACUACCCCAAUCCACCGACGCACACGCCAACCUCCACAAUGGCCACGGACCCAAACCAAAGCACGCUCUCCGCCUUCCCGGACCCACCAAACUUUUACACCCACUUCACCACGUCCAACCUCUCAGAGCUGCGGUCCCACCAGCGGACCCACAACCUCUCUCCCACCUCCCCGCCCCCCCCGACCCUCCCCGCCGACUCGCCUCUCCACUACCUUUCCCCGCCGCCCCUUCCCCCCUCGGGCAGCUACUGGACCUUCUCCUCAUUCUGGGCGGACCCGCCAGUGCACGCCUCCCUCGAAUCACACGGGAUACCCCGCCUAUACUCUCCCUCGCCCACUUCCCCCCCCCAUUCCACCUCACCCUCCCCCAGCACCACCCCCCCCUCAUCCACCCCGCCAAGCACGAGCACGAGCACGAGCAACAUCCACUCCCUCCGACGCCUCUCCAAAUCGCUCCUCCUCUCGUUCCUAGAGCUAGUAGGCCUGCUAGCCGUAGUGCCAGAGGAGUACGCGGCCAAGACUGCGGACGUGCAGACGGUGCUGUUCAACAUGCACCACUUGAUCAACCAGUACCGCCCGCACCAGGCGCGGGAGACGCUGUGUCUCAUGAUGCAGCAGCAGCUGGCGAAGGUGCGGGCGGAGACCGAGGGGAAUAGACGUGUUGUGAGAGCCGUGGAUGAGGCGCUGAGGGAGGUGGAGGCCGUCGCGGAAAGGGUGAGGGACGGGGAGAGGGGGGAUAAGCCCAGGAGACGGGUGCAGGUCGAGAGUGUGGAGAGGGCGAGGAGGAGGGAUCAGCUGGGCUGGGGGUUGAUCAAUGAGGCGGUGGCUUGA